Messenger RNA from Striga hermonthica, 1467 nucleotides. The record is from the annotation of a GenBank genome assembly. Lineage: Eukaryota; Viridiplantae; Streptophyta; Magnoliopsida; Lamiales; Orobanchaceae.
AUGGGGGCUUUUUCAGUUAAGCACUCGCAGAUCUGUUCGCAUUUAUUCGGCGUCUUGGUGAUUGUGGGGUUUCUAUUCUGUGCGGCCGCCGGUAACCAGUGUAGCCAUGGACACGACGGCCAUCAUCAUAACCACCAUCAUCAUGAUGUGCACGAUGAGGAUUUAGGAUCGAUCAAGAAAAAUGAACGGCAGCGAUCCCUUCUUCCUGAGGAAAUUGCUGAAGAGGAAGAUCUGAAGAUGAUGUGGGCCCAGGAUGAUAAUCAUGUCCACGACUUUGGGCAUGGACAUAAUGGGCAUAAGCAUGAUGUGGACCUUUCUGGGCUUGGCCUGUGGAUCCAUGCCAUGGCUUGCUCGCUAUUGGUUAGCUUUGCUUCCCUUAUUUGCCUGAUUUUGUUGCCUCUAAUAUUUAUACAGGGGAAGCCAUCAAAGGCAAUUGUUGAUUCAUUAGCUCUAUUUGGGGCUGGAGCCAUGCUGGGUGAUGCUUUUCUUCAUCAGUUGCCACAUGCUUUUGGUGGCGAGCACUCCCAUUCACAUGAUCAUCAUGAUCAUCACAAUCACCAGCAUGCUAAUUUUGGACCCUCACAUUCACAUUCCUUGAAAGAUCUUUCUAUUGGUUUGUCAAUCUUGGCUGGAAUUGUAGUGUUUCUCAUUGUAGAGAAACUUGUGAGAUAUGUGGAGGAGUUUUCUGGAGGAGAAAGUGCUUGGGGCCUUGGACACCACCACCACCAUCAUAAACACACCAAUAAAUCAAGUGAAGAAGAUCAUGCAUGUGAAAAUAAUCAAAUAGUAUCGCAUGAAGAGAAGAAAGAAUGUUUUUCAUCAGAUAAGAAAUAUGAAGAGAAAGAAUUGGAUGGACCUGCUGAGACUUCCUCCAUUGAUAAAACAAGUGAAAAAGAUUCAUUGAGGAAGAGAACUACUGGCAGUAAUGUUUCUAAAAACGGAACCAUUUCAUGUGCUGAAAGCAUCUCCAAUAGUAACAUUGCGUCUAUUCAUACUGAAGAAUCUGGCAAGUCCCGUUCAAGUUUGGUGUUUGGUUAUCUCAACCUAUUCUCGGAUGGAGUGCAUAAUUUUACUGAUGGGAUGGCAUUGGGAAGUGCUUUCCUCCUUUAUGGUUCAGUUGGUGGUUGGUCGAGGACUCUGUUUCUACUUGCUCACGAGCUUCCUCAAGAGAUUGGUGAUUUUGGAAUUUUGGUGAGAUCUGGUUUCAGUGUCUCCAAAGCCCUUUUCUUUAACUUUCUAUCAGCACUUGUAGCAUUAGCUGGGACGGCACUGGCUUUAAUGUGGGGAAAAGAUCCCGGGCAGUCGUCUUUGAUUGAGGGCUUUACUGCUGGUGGGUUUAUCUACAUUGCACUUGGGGUGUUGGGUGAGACGAGCAAUGGAGUUUCUAGUAUCAGAAAUACAGCUAUGCAAUUAAUCUCGUUGGCUUCGGGUAUCGCUGUUGCCCUCUGUAUAUCGCUUGUAGAAUGA